Molecule: messenger RNA, 252 nt
Organism: Colletotrichum karsti
Lineage: Eukaryota; Fungi; Ascomycota; Sordariomycetes; Glomerellales; Glomerellaceae
Exons: 3
Coding region: 1-252 (83 amino acids)
Source: RefSeq, a predicted model, not a curated record
AUGCCUAGCAACCAGGGAUUCACGUACAAGAGCUCCGGCACCAACAACGACGGCAACCACUACUGCGCCCGCGACUACGGCAGCAGCGCCUCCAACCAGAACUCGUACCACUACUCCAACACGGACGGUUCUUACUACUACUCCAACCCCAACGGCAGCACCUACCACAACAACGGCCAGGGCGGCUCGACCUACACCUCGCCCAGCGGCGACAAGACCCAGUCCGGCUACGGCGGUUCGGGAAAGCAGUAG